AUGAAGAAGAAAAGCCCAACGGCAGAGGACAACGGCCGCCUGAGCAUCUUGAGGAGGGGGCUGACCGGGUUCUCGUACGAGUGCGAGGUGAACGGCAAGCUCGUGCUGGAUACCACGUCCGUCGUGCAGAACACCGACUACGAGUACGAAGUCUCAGUACCCGCGACCGUGGACACCGGCAGCAGGGUUAGCGGGGUAACCUGGUACGAGGUGCACACCAUGCGGAAGGCGGACAGCAAGGGGACCCUGGUUCACCGGAGGUUUCGAGACUUUUACGCGCUUCAAGAGCAGGUGGAGUCGCUCAUGAAGGGCCACCACCUGCGGUCCUCCCUGCCCAGGUUCCCGGGCAAGAAGUCCAAGCUCUGGACCAACCACGGCGACUUGUCCUUUGUCGAGGAGCGAAGAAAGGCCUUGGAGCAGUACCUCAAGACUCUACUACAGCUUCCUCACGUGAGCACCCUGGACUCGACCCGAGCCUUCCUCGGGAUGGUGGGAAACCUGCGAGAGUUCUCGGUGUCGUGGGAGGGGAAGGAGCUCGGCGCCAAGCUCAAGCGAGCCUCGGAGGUGGCGGGCGGAAAGCUGGGCGUCGGGGGAGCAGGCUCGGCCGGCCCGAACGGGGACGGAGGGGCGCCGCCGGUGAUCACCUCUGUGCUGGGCAACGGGAGAUCACCACCUGGGGUAUGUCCGGGAGACCGCCUGUUCAAGGUUAAUGGAGACUCGACGGAGCUCAUGUCGCUGGAAGCCGCCUGGAGUUCUGUGGCGCGGGCCACGCGGCCGGUGAUGCUGCAUUUCUUGGGCCCGAUCCUCCGCAUGGAUUCGACCCUGGCCCCGCUUCCCGAGGCGUUUCUGCGUCACCGCACCCCCCCGGGGCGGCAACUCCCAUCCACGGCCCCCCAAGACGGCGGACCUCCGCUCGCCGGAAGCUUCCUGCGCCCAAGCGGCAGCGGCGGCGCUUCCGCCGCGGGCCCCGCCGGCGCUGCUGGCGGUGUUGACGGUGGCCAGUGGAGCCUAAGAGGCAUGCUGCCGGCAUGGAGCCGGGAACAGCCUUCGAAGCCCGGGGAUGGUA
This is a messenger RNA of Ectocarpus siliculosus, 1066 nucleotides long. The record is from the annotation of a GenBank genome assembly. Lineage: Eukaryota; Phaeophyceae; Ectocarpales; Ectocarpaceae.